AUGAACACGUUUCAGGUUAUUUUGAAAGCCGAAGAUAUUGCUCAUGUUCUUCGUGAUGGCAUUGCACUUUUACCUGGAUCUCGUGAUCGUACGGGUCGUGCAAUCAUCAUAUUUCCUCCGAAGGAACAUCAACUAAAUCCGGAUAAUAUUAGGAAUAUUCUUCGUUACUUGCACACUGUCACAGCUGACGACACUAGGGAGCUUGGUUUCACUGUGAUCAUAGAUAUGCGUGGGAAACACGCGUCAAAUAAUGUGCGACCUAUUCUGAAAUCCAUUAAUCAUCUCUGUGAGACGACUAAUGGGCUAAUUAUUAUGGUUUUGAUUAUCAAACCGGACACAUUUUGGGAGAAACAGAAGGCAAACAUGCUCAUAGGAUCUUGGAGUUUUGAGUGUGUGCCGAUUCCGUAUUUUUCAUUUCCUUUUUUUCUAUUUUUUUUAUACAAAUUUCUCUCUAAACCUUUAUAUAACACUUCACUUACUAAUGUUGACAUGAAUCUGAUUAUACCAUCAUUAAUGAUGGCCAUAGUUCGAAUCACUUUUUGCGGACACCCUAGCUCUUCUGAUGGGCUCGGCUCAAGGUGUAGGAAUUCUCGCCAUUCGUGA
This is a messenger RNA of Cooperia oncophora, 603 nucleotides long. The record is from the annotation of a GenBank genome assembly. Lineage: Eukaryota; Metazoa; Nematoda; Chromadorea; Rhabditida; Trichostrongylidae.